This is a messenger RNA of Papilio polytes (common Mormon), 3548 nucleotides long. RefSeq names its product serine/threonine-protein kinase/endoribonuclease IRE1 (gene Ire1). Bases 187 to 3252 code for a protein of 1021 amino acids. Gene Ontology annotation, biological process: mRNA processing; IRE1-mediated unfolded protein response; intrinsic apoptotic signaling pathway in response to endoplasmic reticulum stress. The transcript is spliced from 14 exons. Gene Ontology annotation, cellular component: IRE1-TRAF2-ASK1 complex. The record is from RefSeq and is a predicted model, not a curated record. Gene Ontology annotation, molecular function: ATP binding; protein serine/threonine kinase activity; RNA endonuclease activity. NCBI's taxonomy places the organism in Eukaryota, Metazoa, Arthropoda, Insecta, Lepidoptera, Papilionidae.
AUGAGGAAAGUGCAAGAGCAACAAAGCAACACGGAUUUUAUUUCUGACUUUGCACGCGUCGAUUUGUACUUGUUUUACAAUAACAAUCAUGGAAUAGUAUGCCCGAUUUCUUUAUGUUGAAUAUGUCUUUGUGUUAUUGAAGCGUUUGAUUUUCAAUGAAAUAAUGGGAUUAAAAACAUCAGAUUAAUGCAUAUAACGUGUAAUAUGAAGUCCCUUACUAUAAUACUGCUGGUGAUAGGACUAGGAGGGCCUAUUGGUGCCGAAAAAGAAAAAAAGGAUAAUACAGAAUUAUCCCGCGCUUUAGAUGACCGGCCUCUGUUGUUUGCUACUUUAGGCGGUGGAAUGGUGGCGGUGGAACCUGUUUCAGGAAAUAUUAUAUGGAAGUUAAAAGAUGAACCUGUAGUGAAGGUGCCCAAUCAGCAUGCAAACCUUAUGCCACAAUUCCUGCCGGAUCCUCGCCAUGGGUCUCUGUACAUGUAUGGACCGAGAGGAGAUAAACAGAUGCUCAAGAAACUACCAUUUACUAUACCAGAGUUGGUGGCAAAUGCACCCUGCAGGUCCACAGAUGGAAUAUUGUACACGGGGAAGAAGAGUGACACAUGGUUCAUGCUGGAUCCUAUAACCGGUUCGAGAGAGCACAUUUCGGGUUUCGAUAAAUCAAAAAUAUUUAAGGGUGAUGAAGAUAAUACAUGCGAGCCGGACAAAAGGCGAGGUGUGUACGUAGCACGAACUGAGUACAACAUCCUGAUGCAUGACUCCAAGAACGAGAACCAAAGGUGGAAUGUCACAUUUUAUGAUUACACCUCGCAUGCUAUGGGCAAAGAGAUGUUGAACGAUUAUGGUAUAAUUCAUUUCACAUCAACUUCAAAUGGUCGAAUAAUGUCAUUCGACCGAAAAACUGGUGACUUAGUUUGGUCUCAUAAUUUGGAGACUCCAGUCGUGGCAGCCUAUUUGUUAGAUAGAGAGGGACUGAUCUCUGUCCCUUUCAAUUCCAUUGGCGAUGACACGUUAGAUCAUAUUAUGGAAGAUGCUACGACACUAAGAAAUGGACAAGGAAUUAAGAAUUCUAAUAUUGAAUUGUACCCUACUCUGUACAUAGGAGAGCACAACCAUGGUCUCUAUGCGCUCUCCUCUCUAGUAGACAAGAACACGGUCACCAUAUCAACUGGUUACACCCACCCUCUCCUACUCGAAGGACCAGUCGCUGAAAUACAAGCCAGUACAGAACCUCCGACUUACGAACCCUUUCCAAAUAUACACUACAAGCUCAGCGAUUUGAAUCUCCAUGUAUCUCCACCAUAUCUUUUACUAGGACAUUAUAAAGUGCCAGAGUUGAUCACGUCUUGGAUGCCUCAAUUACCAACAGCGAAUUUCCUAAAAGUACCAGAGCGUCAUAUUAAUGGAAUGAAGUUAAUAAACGGACGGAUGCACUCUGAGAGCGAAAAAGACGUGGAAAAUGAGACUAAUUUAAAAUCUAAUUCUGUAUCAGUGUCGGUACAGACUGAUGAGUUGUUUGAAGGCUUUGUAUUUAGACCGGAUGUGUGGUAUAAACAGGCUCAUGUGUGGAUUAAUCAGCAGGAGAACAAAGCUCUCAAAGUAGCGCUGAUUGUACUCAUGGGAUUGGUCGUCGCUAUGUUCUGGUACCUUCGAUAUCAGGCUAGAGAGUUUCAGCAACUAUCUCAAGGCGGUUCUCGUGGCUCCACAGUGUCAAAUGCGUCUUCUCAAGGCGAGGUGACGGGUCAGCUUAUGGAUUUAGGGGAUGGAGAAAUUCGUAUUGGGAAAAUAACUUUCCAUACAGAUCAAGUGUUGGGCAAGGGAUGUGAAGGAACGUUUGUUUACAGAGGUAUGUUCGACAAGCGCGCUGUGGCAGUAAAGCGGUUGUUACCCGAGUGCUUUACGUUCGCGGACCGCGAGGUGGCGCUGCUUAGAGAAUCGGAUGCGCACGCGCACGUUGUACGUUAUUAUUGCACAGAACGGGAUAAACAAUUCAGGUAUAUAGCGUUGGAGCUAUGUUCAGCGACUUUACAGGAUUAUGUUGAGAAGAAAUUAAAUUUCGAAUGUAAGAUAGAUGCUGUGGAAGUACUGCGUCAGGCAACGUUGGGACUGUCACAUCUGCAUUCUAUGGACAUAGUACACAGAGAUGUGAAACCUCACAAUGUGUUACUCUCAAUGCCGACGGGGUCAGGCGAGGUGCGCGCCAUGAUCUCGGACUUCGGCCUCUCCAAGAAGCUGAACAUCGGCCGAGUGAGCUUCUCGCGGCGCUCCGGCGUCACCGGCACUGACGGCUGGAUAGCACCGGAGAUGAUUAAUGGAGAGAGAACGACGACAUCUGUGGAUAUAUUCUCGCUGGGCUGCGUGUUCUACUACGUGCUGUCCGGUGGUCAGCAUCCCUUCGGAGACGUGCUGCGUCGACAGGCCAACAUACUCACAGCGGACUACAGCCUGCAACAUCUAGAUAAAACGUUGCCCGAGGAGGAACUAGUAGUGACAAAGAUCCUGAUCCGAGCGAUGAUCUCCAGCCGGCCGCAGCUGAGGCCGCCCUGCGAGACCGUGCUCAAGUAUCCCAUGUUCUGGGGCAAGCAGUCCAUACUCAACUUCUUGCAGGACGUGAGUGACCAAGUGGAGAGUUGUUCGUGCGCGGGCGCAGAGCACCCGCUGGAGAUGUGCGCGCGGCGCGUGGUGCGCGGCGACUGGCGCGCGCACGUCAGCGCACCGGUGGCGGGGGACCUGCGAGCGAGACGCACAUAUCGCGGCGAACGCGUCGCUCAUCUGCUGCGGGCUAUACGUAAUAAGAAACAUCACUACAGAGAGUUGGAUAGUGAAGUGCGUGAUAGCUUAGGGAAGUUACCGGACGGAUUUGUGACGUACUGGUUACGUAGGUUUCCAUUAUUAUUACCACAUGUGUGGGUACAAAUGCAACAGUUCAGACAAGAAGAUAUCCUACAGGCGUACUACCCGCACUCCUUCGCCUUCAACAGAGACGAUGUAUGCGAACUCACAGACGAUAUCGAACCACAAGAAAUAUCCGAUCCAGAUAAAAAUGAUCUGUUCAUAAAAAGUAGAAUAUAUUUCGAUGAAAAGAAAGAAGAAAGGUUUCAUAGAUAUAAAACGUCGCCGAAGAAAAUUGUCGAUUGGCGAAGCGAAUCGCCUAAUUUAAGGUUGCAAGAUGACGUUAGAUUACGAGAUAGGUUUUAUAAAAAGAAGGAAAAGAAGAAAGAGGAGUUGCCAAUAUGGACUUUACCACCACAGUGAUAAGGCACAAAUCAGAGUAAUAUAUUGUUGUUAUUAGAAACAAAGAAUUUAUUCGUAAGUAAGAUACUUAUAAAGAUUGUACAUACUUUUAUUAAUAUACAAAUAGUCAAUAUAAUGUACAGUUUGAAUAAACAUUUACUAGCAGUUUUUCAUAAGCUAUAUAAGAAUAUUGUAAUGAUUUAGGAUAGUGUGUUUUAAUAUCUUGUUAUUAUUUUUUAUUUAACACUAAAUUACUAUUUUCUCAAUUUCAAAAUGAAUAUUCCGUUAUGUUAAUUUAUUUAAGUGGUUUUUUACUU